AUGGCGCGGCGAAGAAGCCCCGGCCGUUUCUCGCCGCCGCGAGGCUAUCCGGAUGCCUACAGCUCGGAGCCCGAGGCGGCCGGCGGCGAGGGCGGCCUGCGGCGCCCCACGCUGUCGCGGAUGUGCCGCGACGAAGGCGGGGUGCUGCUGCCGCGCAAGGGCAAGAGCAGGGACUCCUCGUCGCCGCACUACAGCAAGCCGGCCGCCGCCGCCGCCCACCCGCGCCGCCUCUCCGCCUGGCAGCAGCAGCACCUGGCCCCGGCGGGCGAGGGCUGCGCCACGCCGUGCACCACCUCGUGUACCACCCUCUACGGCGGGGACUUCCACGGCCACCCCGAGCCCCCCGGCCGCUCCCUGGUGGGCCGCUGUACCCGCGUCGAGGAGCUGCUCCGCGACGACCAGUGGGCCAGCCCAGUGUCUCGGCCUCUGGAGUAUGGCGCAGACUUCGCCACCGACGCCAGCAAGCCCCCCUCUGUCUGCCCCUCUUCCUUUUCCUUCUCCCAGCUGGACAAUAAAGCUUCCCCCAAGCCGGAGAAGAAUGAGCGCAAAAGGAGGGAGUGGCCGGAGCCCUGCGACAGCAGCCCCAGCUUAGCGGAUCUCGUGCACUCCUUGAAGCAGUACGAGGAAGAGGAGCCACCUGUGUAUCUCCACCCCGGCCAGAGUGCCCAUCACCGCCAUCACCACAAGUCCAGGAAGGGAGACACCCAGAUCAGUCUCCAGGAUUUGACUGACAAGAGAUACGAGGAUUUGAUCCCGGAAAGGGACAAAAAGAUUGCAGCUUUGAUGCUAGCCAGGCACCAGGAGGAGGAAGAGAUGAAGGACAGGCAGUUGCAGGCCUCUGAGGCUUGGGAGCAGAUGAGGAGGAAGGAAAAGAAACACAAAGCCAGGAUGGAGAAGGAGAGGCAGUACCAGCUGGCUGACAGCCUGGACCAGUGGCAAAGAGACCGGGACCAAAGAAAAAAUAAGCUCAGGUUAGAGGAGCAACAGCUCCUGGCAGCCAGGGAAAGGGAUAUGAUGCUGCGUGACAGGAAAUGGAAAAAACUAGCCAAAGAGCAGGAGUAUAGGCAGAGGGAGAAAUUGGAAAAUGCCAAACUUCAAGGUGAAUAUAGGAAACAUUCUCAGGAAAAGCAAGUCUGGGACAAAAGGUUAAAUGAGAGGACUGCUAGAGAUAACAACUCCCAUCUGUACAAAGAAAAAAUGUUGCAGGCCCUGGAGAAGAGGCUGUUGAAAGAUAUGGAAAGGAAGAGAAGGAAGAUGGAAAUGAAUGAAUACAAGAGAAGUAGGCACAUGCAGAUGAAGGACCAAACAGAUGAGAGACUCAAAGCAGAUGAGCUGUACAAGAGGCUUUGCAUUGAACAAAAGCUUCAGAGAUCUCAGGAAAUCCUUGAGCAGCUGCUUGAAGAAAGGAAUAGAGAACUAAAAGAAAAGACUUUCAGAGAAGAGGAACAAGGCAUGAUCGCCAAGGUAAGAGCAAAAGAGACAGAGGAAGAGAAGAGAAGGCGUAAGGAGAUGUUGCUGCAGAUAGCGGAGAUGAAGAUCCAGCAGGCCAGAGAAAUCAUGUCCAAAAAUAUCCAAGACAGAGCUCAACGUAUGAGGGAAAUUAACUGCACCAAGGAGAGGAACCACCAUUGCCGCAAGCAAAAACUUGAUUAUGAUGAUAAAUGCCAUUUACGUGAAAUGCAAGAAGCUUUAAGGAGGAAAGAUCAGAAAAGCAGUCAGAUCCUAAGACAGAAGGAUGCAGCUAUUGAAGAAUCUAGGAGAAUAGCCAGAGCAUCUUAUGACCUUAGAGAUAAAGUGAGAGAUCUGAUAAACCACAAUUCCUUUGAUCAGAUGGCUUUAGAUGCCCACCGUAAUGCAAGUCUCCUUAGGGGCCUCUAGUGAAGUUUGAGAAGCAUCCCAGACUGUCUUGUGCCAAAAAAGAUGGUUGUAAUGUGUGAUAUUGUAGAACUCUGCAUUGCUGUACACUAAAGUGGUUUCAGCCUUAACUAAUGUUUGAUUCAUAAGUGUUUCAGAGGAUUGUAGUUUAAAGGCAUUUAUGAUACAUACUGAUACUGAAUAUAUAAGAAAUUAUAUAGUAAUUGAAUAUUUUUCUAUCAAAUAAUCCUUUUUAAAAUUUAUAUGUUACAGUGAAUAUCUAGAGUUGUCCACAAAUUUUAUAUGGUGCAUGCAUUAUUAAUGAUGUCAGCAUUUCAUAUCAAAGCAUACAUCAUCGUGCACCAAGAAUAAGACAAUCCUGAAAGAUACUCCAGGUUUUUUACCUAAAUAAGUACUAUUUUUAUAGUUAAAUAUCCUAAGCAA
Molecule: messenger RNA, 2298 nt
Organism: Varanus komodoensis (Komodo dragon)
Lineage: Eukaryota; Metazoa; Chordata; Lepidosauria; Squamata; Varanidae
Gene: CCDC185
Product: coiled-coil domain containing 185
Exons: 1
Coding region: 1-1878 (625 amino acids)
Source: RefSeq, a predicted model, not a curated record